Messenger RNA from Effrenium voratum, 810 nucleotides. Lineage: Eukaryota; Dinophyceae; Suessiales; Symbiodiniaceae. The record is from the annotation of a GenBank genome assembly.
AUGGCCCACGUUCUCCGGGCGCUGGAGUUGAACGGGUGCUGCAUCCUGGAGGACUGCGGCACCUCUCAGGAGGCCGCCGCGGCGCUGCCGGCGAGGAUCUUCGGAUCGCCCGGCCUCCUGGGGUCCCCGGCGCCCGCGGAGGUGUCGGAGCAGGUGCUGGCAGCCCGGGGCAUCGCCAAGGAUGAUAACUUCCGAGCGCACACAGAUGGCCACGCCUAUGGUGACAAGUUCCCGGACUACUUCCUGCUGCUCUGCUCCGUGGCCAGCGACGUGGGUGGUGGCAACUUCCUCAUCGACGGCUAUGCGCUGCUGGAGGACCUCGCCAGCGAACCAGACACCGCGUGGGUCCCGCCGGCGCUGGCGGAGCGCUCUGUGAACCAAACCUCCAGGCUGCCGAGUGUCACGCCGGUGCUGGUCUUCGGCCCCGGCGGCAGGCGGGCGCUGCGGUGCCGCCUGCCGGGGCCCCCCAUGGCCUUCGCGGCGCAGCGGGUGAGCGAGGCCUCGGAAACGCCGGAUGAGGACGCAAAGAUGCUGGCGAUCUACCACGAGGCCAUCCAGAAGGCCGCGGAUCGGGCGGAGCGCGUGUUCCUGCGGCCCGGGGAUGCCCUGGUGGUGGACAACUAUCGGAUGUUCCACGGGCGUGACCCCUACACUGACCCCAGGCGCCUGCUGUGGCGGUGCUGGAUCUGGACAACGGCCUCCCGCGGGCUGCCGGAGGUUCCGGAAAAUGAGCUGCAGUCCACUCCGGGCAACGCCGCCGGCAUUGUGCAGCCGGAUGAGGGGCCCAGCAAGCGCCAGAGAGGGGAGUAA